Messenger RNA from Colletotrichum godetiae, 1845 nucleotides. RefSeq names its product cytochrome P450. Gene Ontology annotation, molecular function: monooxygenase activity; heme binding; iron ion binding. The transcript has 4 exons. Bases 86 to 1405 code for a protein of 439 amino acids. The record is from RefSeq and is a predicted model, not a curated record. NCBI's taxonomy places the organism in Eukaryota, Fungi, Ascomycota, Sordariomycetes, Glomerellales, Glomerellaceae.
UGGUGACUCGAAUGCACAGCCGAAGUUGAGGGAACGGAAUCAGAGGAACAACCCCAUUCAAAAUGCUAACAAUGAGAAGUUCAACAUGACGGCAUACUCGCUGCCCAUUCUUGGAAGAAAGCUUUACGUAGCAUCUUCACCGCAAUUGGCAUCGUCAAUCUUUCAGAAACGGACCCUCAGCUUCGAGCCCCUGAUUGACACCUUUGUGCGAACUUUGGUAGGCAUGGAAGGCCAUGGGAUGGAGUUGUGGACGAACCCGGAAUUUCGUACCGCCAUCUUUAAAGUUCUCUACAAAGGACUUACUGGGCCUUCCUUGAAUGAUUUAACGACAUCCGGGGUCAGCCAUUUAGCUAGUUUCCUCAACAAAAAGCCGCUCGACCAGUUCGACUCGAAAGACCUCCAUUGCUGGACGCGAGAGACAGUGUCGAAGGCCAUAAUGGGGGGCUUUUAUGGGAAGUUGAGUCCUUGGGAAGACAGUGCUGUGAUGAGAAGCUUUUGGGUCUAUCAUGAUGAUAUGUACAGACUUUUCCCCGGAGUGGCCCCCUCUGUCAUCGCCUCCAAGGCUUUCAAAGCGAGAAACGAGGUCAUUGAAGCGUUGGAGUCAUACAUCAGACGCGAAGAGGACUUUGGUGCCGAAGUCCCUCUCUUUACUAGGGACAGAUUCGGCGCAGAACGGAAGUUCGGAAUGUCCGUCCAUAACAGCGCCAAGAUUGAGAUCCUUCUAGCUACCGCUCUCGCCAACAUAUCUACACUAGUCUUCUGGCUUCUGUCAAAUAUUUACAGUCAGCCAGCUCUUUUGGCCAAGAUUCGACUCGAGCUUCUUAGUGGAGCGGUUACCGAGAACCAAACUGAUGAGAACGGGGUCGAGAUGACGCUUCAUCUGGGGAACCUAAAGGAGCACUGCCCACUACUGCUGUCGUCCGCGCAAGAGACAGAGCGGUAUAACAUUGUUGACAACAUCACCCGAACGGUCAUGACAGACACGACAAUAUCAGACGACGACCGCUCGUACCUCCUCAAGAAAGGAAACAACGUCCAGAUGCCACUCAGCAUUCUCCAUAGCGACGCGAAAGUAUGGGGAGACAAACCUGAAAGUUGGCAAGGCGACCGAUUUCUGAACUUGGGCUACAAUACAUCAUCACCGCCUGGUUUUCUCCCCUUUGGAGGAGGCAAGCAUAUUUGCCCCGGCCGUCAUCUUGCAAAUGGUCUUCUUCUAGGCAUUGCUGCGCAAUUGAUACUCAACGUUGACCUCAAGAGUAUAGACGACGGGCCUAUUCGGGUGCCAAAAGCAAAGGUCCCCUGGGCAACGACUGGUAUAGGGAGGCCAGAGCCCGGUCCAGAAUUAAGAGUUAGGAUCAGCAGGCGGGAGGACUCGGGGCAUGUGAAAUGGUCUGUUGUGUAUUGAGAUGCAACAGUCUGCAAAGCCUAUGGAUGGCACUCUGGUUUGCUCUCAGGUGAGUGAGGUCUUGUUGUAAGCAUAGUGACACCGGGUACGUGUGAAUACAUGCAGACAAAAACAAUGCGGUUCUUUCAUACUUUUACGAUUUAUGUCAAUACAAAUUCUCCUCGCCAGUUCUUUGCGAUACGGCCUAGCAGGGUUCUUGGAUGAUCUGCUAUCAUUGGUACUCGUAGCUACAUGUAUCAAGACCUUGCAGAGUCGUUAGGGUAAGGUAGCCGGAAUGAUUGCGUCUCCGCUGUGGAUACGCACAGCAUCAAUCGGUCCAUUUGCUCAUUGCUAGCCUUGAAAACUCAACAACAUCCGAUAUGGUGUAGUGGCCAACAUGAUGCCCUCUCAUCCUGUGAGAGGUUAGGCAUAGCCCCGAGUUCGAUUCUCGGUUUCGGAAG